Necator americanus (New World hookworm) is the source of this 657-nucleotide messenger RNA. RefSeq lists its product as uncharacterized. The transcript has 5 exons. Bases 1 to 657 code for a protein of 218 amino acids. Lineage: Eukaryota; Metazoa; Nematoda; Chromadorea; Rhabditida; Ancylostomatidae. The record is from RefSeq and is a predicted model, not a curated record.
AUGGAGAAAUGCGAUCCGAUCCCUAACACAUAUAAGCCAAGACGUUUCCAUUGGUACAUACGUCCAAAGGAUAAGGAUAUUUUUGACGCUGAAAUGAAUCCUUCGACUUCACAAGAUCUCAGCCAGCAGUCUCUGUCUCAAAGUAAUAGGUCUGAUUCCACCGCAGACUAUCGAUUUUGCCAUGGAGGUGUGUCGGCCAAAUAUCUCUCAAAUAUGAUUAUUAUCGCUUUGAUACAGGAGAUAAGUGUUGGUCUAAUUCUUUCAACAGCGCCAGUGGAUUGGUUUCGGGAGCCGAAGUUUAUUAUUUUGACAACAUGUCGUGUGCUUCAGCUUAUUCCUUGUUUUCUUGCACUUGCUGGUAAUUAUACAAAUAAUGCCACUCUUCUUGUACCAUUCAUGUUGUCGCAGACCUCUCUCGGCAGCUACGCGGAUCUUUCGACAUACAUGCUACUCAUCCAGAAUUUUCAAGAUGCCCAUCCAGAUUUUUGGCUGUUCGCCAGCCCGCUGUUGUACGUCGUGAUUCCUGUCCUUAUUUAUGCCGUACUACUACUACUAUGCAUCUAUAUCACUAAUAAAUCGAUUAAAUUUGUUAAUAUGAAACGGCUUGGAUCAUUGAAUAAAAAUCCCGCUGACACACAAGUUGAAUCCUUAAUGUGA